GCCAUAUCCAAUACACACUCUCUAUACCUCUCUCUCUCUCUCUUACUAUCCCAAUGGCGGCGACUGCGUUUAGGAUCCGCUUCAUGUGGUUGGCCGUUACGGUUUCCUUUAUGUUAACCGUUACAAACGCCAAAAUUCCCGGCGUUUAUACCGGUGGACCGUGGCAGAACGCACACGCCACCUUCUACGGAGGCAGUGACGCUUCAGGCACCAUGGGUGGUGCGUGUGGGUACGGGAACUUAUACAGCCAAGGAUACGGUGUGAACACGGCGGCUCUAAGCACUGCACUGUUCAACAACGGUUUCAGCUGUGGCGCUUGCUUCGAGCUUAAAUGUACAGAUGACCCGAGGUGGUGUGUCCCCGGGAAUCCAUCGAUUUUUGUGACGGCUACGAAUUUUUGUCCACCGAAUUUUGCGCAGCCUAGUGACGACGGUGGAUGGUGCAAUCCGCCGCGAGAGCACUUUGACCUGGCCAUGCCGAUGUUCCUUAAGAUUGGUCUGUACCGAGCCGGCAUUGUCCCCGUCUCCUAUCGCAGGGUACCUUGUCGGAAGCUAGGAGGGAUAAGAUUCACAAUAAACGGUUUCAGAUACUUCAACCUCGUUUUGAUAACCAAUGUCGCCGGUGCUGGAGAUAUUAAUGGAGUGAGCGUGAAAGGAUCAAAUACUGAUUGGGUGAGGAUGAGUCGGAACUGGGGACAGAACUGGCAGUCCAACGCUGUCCUCAUCGGCCAAGCUCUCUCAUUCCGAGUCACCGCCUCUGAUCGCCGUUCCUCCACUUCUAGGAACGUUGCUCCUCCCUCGUGGCAGUUUGGCCAGACCUUCUCUGGCAAGAACUUUCGAGUCUGAACCCAAAAGAUCAAGUUUACUUGCAACAAUACUCAUAUGCUAUUUAAGUUUUUUUUUGUAUGAGAGACAAAGAAAAAAGUAUCAUCAGACAUUUUCCAGCCCUGGGUUUUCUCUUAAUUUCAUGGGAAAAUUCUAGUGGCUCCGGGAAAUAUUUCCCUUUUAAUGUUUGCGAUUACGAGUGAUUUGGUUUGUUUUUUGUUUAUUUUUCUUUUAUUGUUUCGUUGGAGGCAUUUUCUGCUAAUAAGCCAAAGAGUUUUUGUUCUUUCUUCGUUUUCCGUGAUAAAUUAGAGAGUCAAGAAGAGGUAGAAAUAUUCUAUGUUCGAGACGGAUGGACCGUGAUCUACUCAACCAACUAUGUAAUGGGCCACUGGGCUAGGUUUAUGUUCGAAAAUUCUAUGAUCUAUUAGAACAUAAAUGAAACUCGAUUUCAAAACCAGUUUGCGACUAAUGCGAGCAUGUGACCGCGUGCUUAGAGUAAAUCUAAUUGGCUGUAAUUUUUCUAUCCCAAACAAGUGGUUGAUUGGUUAUGGAGACAAGAGGUAAGAAAGUCCUUUAUGUUGGAAUGUACUAUCAUGUGAACAGAGAUGAAAUUUUAUAGAAG
Eruca vesicaria subsp. sativa (arugula) is the source of this 1446-nucleotide messenger RNA. The record is from the annotation of a GenBank genome assembly. NCBI's taxonomy places the organism in Eukaryota, Viridiplantae, Streptophyta, Magnoliopsida, Brassicales, Brassicaceae.